Auanema sp. JU1783 is the source of this 225-nucleotide messenger RNA. Lineage: Eukaryota; Metazoa; Nematoda; Chromadorea; Rhabditida; Rhabditidae. The record is from the annotation of a GenBank genome assembly.
AUGAUGUUGAGCGAAAAUUUUUCUGUUGAAAAUGUUUCGUCGGUGAAAUUGCUGAUCACCAACAUCAGGUUGAAAGGAAUUCAUAAAUUUAAAAUGAAAAACUUCGAUAGUGCAGAUGCAGACGAAGAUUUGGUAUUGGAUGUCAACGGUAAGAAACUUCACUGCCACAGUCAGAUUCUAUCUUGGAACUCGAAGAUCUUCAGAACUAUGAUCGAAGAGAGGUGA